Penicillium concentricum is the source of this 2037-nucleotide messenger RNA. RefSeq names its product T6SS phospholipase effector Tle1-like catalytic domain-containing protein. The record is from RefSeq and is a predicted model, not a curated record. The transcript has 2 exons. The coding region runs from base 1 to 2037 and encodes 678 amino acids. Lineage: Eukaryota; Fungi; Ascomycota; Eurotiomycetes; Eurotiales; Aspergillaceae.
AUGUCUCUAUGCUCCGAUAUUCAUGAGCCACCAUACAUAGUUCGACAAAGAAGGGACUCAAAGGCCCAGCCAAUCCGCAAGCGCAUCAUCAUCUGCUGCGACGGAACAUGGCAAUCCGCCGUCUCAGGGCAGAAAAAUGUCCCAUCUAAUGUGACACGUCUCUGCCGCGCUCUCAACAGUGUCGGAACCGACGAAGAUGGGAACCAAUGGCAACAAAUAGUCUGGUACGAUUCCGGAAUUGGCACGACUUCAGGUCCUUUGGGAAAAAAGAUCGAAGGCGCCAUUGGCCUAGGUCUGGAAGGGAAUGUUGUGGAAGCAUAUAACUUCUGUGUCCUGAACUACAGACCCGGUGACCAGAUUAUGUGUUUUGGUUUCUCUAGGGGUGCGUUCACGGCCCGGGCCAUUGCCGGUUUGAUCUCAGAUAUUGGUAUUUGCUGUAAACAGGAUUUGAACCGGUUUCCCGAUCUCUGGAAGGUUUAUAAGAAAAAUAAGCCCGGCGAACGGUUCUAUUGCAGUGAUCUUUGGUUUGAGUGGAUGGAUGGGAAGGCUGAUGAGAAUCAAGGCGCUCAAGGCCAGACUUUCGUAUUUGAAAAGCGUCCUGAGGGCGACUGGGCCCAGGAGGGGUCAAGGGAUGUCGAAGUUGUUGGCGUCUUUGAUACGGUCGGCGCUAUUGGAAUGCCUGAGGUACUGGGAAUGAAGCUGCCAUCGUGGAUCUUAUGGUGGUCGCCGCAUAAGGAUGGGUGGGAAAAUGUCGGACUUUCACCUAAUGUCAAACAUGCAUUCCAGGCUUUGGCCCUCGAUGAACACCGCAACGCUUUUUCGCCUACCCUGUGGUAUCUCCACAAAUUUGGAAAUGUCACUUCGGAGCAGAUACAAACCCAGAGGAGAAUGGUUGAUCAGAAAGCUCAAAAAUGGGACGAGAUCUUGCAAGGCGCGAUCCGCCUCAAGGGCAGUGGCGGAGCUACUGACGAGGAUGUGAACAACGCAGCUCGAAAGCUAAACGAGACCGCCAGAGCCUUAAACCAGGAGACUCGAAAGCUCAUAAAGUUGGAAGACGACCAUAAGCAUCAGCGCCACCCCCGAACAUUGAAACAAGUGUGGUUCCCCGGGUAUCACAUUAACAUCGGUGGAGGCUCGAGUGAAACACUCCAAGAUGAGGGUGACAUGGAAGAAAUGUCUAAUAUAACCUUCUACUGGAUGCUGGAUCAGAUCAGACCCUACCUCUCGCUCAACGACGAGUCUCUCUCCGAUGAAAGAGAAGAGAGAGAAUACCACAUGUCAACGCUUCUUGAAGAUACAGUCAAUGCUGAGCCCUUGGGAGGUUGGGCCCAACGCAAAGCUGCAGCAAUAGCCUCAGUUUUCAAACCUUCCUCCACGUCCUCCGUCAAGUCUAUGGAAAAGCGACGCAACUAUGGAUGGGGAACAGGCCCACUGGAAGACAGCUUUACGGCAUUUUACUACGCCAACGGCUCGAAGAGACGCACGCCUGGAAGCUACGAUCCCUUCGACAAAAAUGGAAAGCUACUGGGGGAGACUUUUGAGUUUAUUCAUCCAGUGGUGGGAUUUAGGGAGAAGCAGAUCAAGGACUACACGCCGAUUGGACCUAAUGUCAAGUUUAACCGUCGGAAGGAGGUUGACGAGAAAGGUCAGCCUUGUUAUGUCUAUGAUCUGGGAAAUGCGCGCAAGCCCUUGCCCGAGUGGCGCUUAGGAGGAGUUGACUCUUAUGAGAGGCUCGCCAUCACCGGCAAGGCCGCAUAUGAUUAUGUCGACGAACUUGAUGUAUAUUUGAAGACUGGAAUCAAGAACCCCCGCCGGUCUAUCUGGGGAACUCGAGAUAUUGACCUUGGGAUUGAAGUGCCUGAAGUCACUGAGCCUGAAGCUGAAGCUACUGGACUCACAGCUGGGGGCCUGCAACCGGAGUUCACAUCGGAGAAAUCCCAACAGAGAAGUUUCCAAUUGACCGGUUUUGGGACCAAAGGAAUGCAAUUGAGGAGCACAGAGAUCUCAUACACUGAGGAGACAGUAACUUUGAUGUGA